This is a messenger RNA of Rhipicephalus microplus (southern cattle tick), 3034 nucleotides long. RefSeq lists its product as uncharacterized. Lineage: Eukaryota; Metazoa; Arthropoda; Arachnida; Ixodida; Ixodidae. The record is from RefSeq and is a predicted model, not a curated record.
CUAUCUAUAUGCUCUCUGCAGGCCGCCGUCAUCAUGGCUGACUGUUUAGACGCAAACAGCUGCGAUGACCUCGGAGCGUAGCCUUGUUGGCCUCAGCAAAGCGGACAAAAACUGAGACAUCAUGGAUUCUACAAUAAGAAAUGUUCUGGCAUUAUCAGCACUGAUCUCCCUGCCUCUGCUCGAAGCCUACUGCCCACGUCUGGCCCCUGACGCCAUAAGUGGGAAGGUUAUUCCGUGCCGCUACCUAUGCGUCAGGAUCAGUUUCUUCGAGUUGCCCUCAAUCAUCUUAUCAACAGAGCGGGAUGGAGUCCUUUGUUCGACGCUCCUGUUACGCCGGCGAGGAGUAUGCAAGAAUGGAGGAUGCUAUCCUUUUGAACCUGAGGGUCAAAAGCGCAAAGGAAUUUUCAGACGAGUAAUCACAAACAUCGACAAGUUCGCCUCCGGUUCCUACAAAAAAGCCAUCGAUAAACCAGGCACACAAUCUGGACCCAUUGUGUCCGUCAAUCCUUCCCUGCGCGGAAUCAGUUCGAAGGACACUGUGAACGGCACGUCGCCCCCUGCCAGCAGCCAACCGCCCAGCUCUUCAGUUUUACCAUCCAUCAGUAACGGCACGAGCUCCUUGGUCAGAUCAGUGGGCUCUGCACUCACGAGUAUCUGGGUGCAAGCGUUUCCUUUUAACCUCAAAGCCGGACCUCCCAGGCGGCCUACUGCUGCCAAUAAGACACCGUCAAGCACCCAUCAGCAGGAACCAGGUGAAUCGACAGCAACCAGCAGUGGCGGAACGAGCAUUGCCGAUGUUGGUGGAGCUGCACCAGUUGUGCCACCAUCGCCAACAGAGGGCAGCAGCAACCACAGCCCGCUUACAAACAAUCUCUUAGGGUCGAAACUUUUUAGCCGAAUUUCACGACUGUCCCCAACAUUAACUUUCACCAACAAAUUAUUGAAAUUACCAGGCAAAGGUUCAGCGCCAGCUGUUGUCACAGGGACUCCUAUUUCUCCCGUAGUUGAAAUAGACGCGAUAAAUGCGACGACAAUCAAGAAAGAAGUGCCUGGAGCAUCCGGUUCAACUACAGGAACAAUUUCAGUCAAGACCGGUGAAAGUCUGCCAACGGCGGUGCCACCAGCGCUUGGUAACACCAGUCAAAUAUCGACCCCAGCGGUGCCGCCAGGAUUGGGGUCUCGGAGAGUAAUACCCGGACUUUUGCCAGCAAUAGUAUUAGGGAGACGACUAGGGACACCGCUAGGCGGGAACAAGAGAGCAGGUAUUCUAGGGAGUCAUAUGCCUACCACAAGUGCCACUGACGUUCAAAAUUCACUGAAUACCAGUGAUGGAAUGACUGGUAUUGUGGGUGGAAUGUCGCCCCCAAAUGCGAACUCUGUGGGAGGUCCACCAGUAUCUGCUCCAGCGGCACCAGAUAAAAGCAGCAACAGAAACAUACCAUCAGGUACACUGCCAGCGUUACAAUCGCUUCGACUUAUAUCAAAACUUCGGAGCACUGCAGCAUUAAGAAGUGCUCUAAGUAAAUUGAAACAUAAAAGUUCCGAAUCCAGCGGUGCUCCGCUGGUCUCGAGUUCUCGUGCAAGUCAAAAGGUGACGGUAACGAAUGCAAUACCUGGAGCGUCAAGUGUUGCAACACCGGUGAAUUCUCCCGACGUUGAUCGAGGCAUGCCAGCCCUGCCAGCACUGACGGCAGAAGGCAACAACAAAGAUGUCCCAGCCUUAGGGACACCACAACGGUUGAGCUCACCCGGAACAUCAUUAGGACUUACGUCGACAAGAGCACCGGGUAAAAUACCAAGCACUUCACAUGGUAAGAAUCCAGGAUCAAGUAUGGUAGUGAAGAGCACGAACAAUUCCGCAACUGAAAUAGAUGCGGGAAGCGGAGCGAGUAAUAAUGAACUCUCUAUAAAAGCAGGUUCAACCCCCAGUACGUUUACAAACUAUGCAACUAGUUCAUCAAAUGCCACGCCGCUGACGACACCUGCACGCAGUGGUAACAAAAACACAAUAUCAGGCGCGCCUCGGUUGACUUUAUUAACAGGAACAACGUCCGAGCAUAGUACUGUACUGGCGGUAAACAAAAGCCCUAGUGAACUUCCAGAUGCGAAGACUCAAUUGGGCAUUUCUCCAGCGAACCCAAGUUUGGCGGUAUCUGGCACCGGUGUAGAAAAUCCGUCAGUAGCGACUAUAUCGACUAAAGUACAAGGUGAUGCUUCACUUGUACCGGGUGUCGAAAUUCCUGGAAGCCCUGCAACGCCUCCACAUUCUGCAAAACCAAGACAACGCGAGUAUCGCACACACUCCCGGUGCCUUCGAUGACGUCCGGAAGUUCAAUUACCCCCUCCGCAACGCCUCCAGUAACGGAAUUCAGUUCUGCCCGGGCAUCUGAAGUAGGGGGGUCGACCUUAAUCAAAACACCGCAUGAGACUGCUGUUUCAUCUGUUGAAGGUGUAGCAGGGAAGCAACCUGCAAAAGCUACACCAAGCCUUGGUUCUCCAGUAGGAGGCGCGGUGGUAAGCUCUUUGAGCACAGCAAUACGUGGCACAGAGGGAAGUAUUCCCCUAGGACCAACUGUAAGUUCAGUAUUACUGCCCGGCAGCACAUCAACAGUCUCAAGGUCUGAAGAAACGCCUGUUACUAGUGGCAAAUCGGAAGGAAUGUCAUCCCCAAUAUUAUCAAAGAUUCGAGGAUUCAGAGCAGCCAUCACUUCUCCAGUGACCGGUGGAGUGGGUGCACCUAGAAGACUUGUUCGCAAUUUCCUUGGCAUGGGAAUUCGGCACAGACUAGUCAGGUAAUGAUACCGACCAAGGUACGCAGGUACGACGUCGAGCUAAGUUUAUCCGAUGAAUUCAUGUGAGUUCUGUAAACGAUUCGGUCGGAACUGAUUCGUGCAUCUGCCCCAUUAAAUAUAAAUUCACGUUCAUCUUGGGAACCUUUUGACUUGUAGAAAGUACAAUCAAAUUAUACUGUCUUUGCAAGUUGAAAAAAACGGUCAUAAAUCUUUCCCGAUCAAUAAAUGUAUCCCUAAGUAAA